AUGACUUCCCAGCAAGCCCAGGCCUCCUCGGCCGCCCCGAUCAAGAAGAUCAAGGUCGUCAACCCCGUCGUCGAGCUGGACGGUGACGAGAUGACCCGCAUCAUCUGGCAGGACAUCAAGGACAAGCUGAUCCUGCCCUUCCUCGACAUCGACCUCAAGUACUACGAUCUCGGCCUCGAGCACCGUGACGCCACCAACGACCAAGUCACCAUCGACUCCGCCGAGGCUAUCAAGAAGUACUCUGUCGGUGUCAAGUGUGCCACCAUCACCCCCGAUGAGGCCCGUGUUGAGGAGUUUAAGCUGAAGCAGAUGUGGCUGUCCCCCAACGGCACAAUCCGCAACGCACUCGGCGGCACGGUCUUCCGUGAGCCCAUUGUCAUCCCCCGCAUCCCCCGCCUCGUGCCCGGCUGGGAGAAGCCCAUCAUCAUUGGCCGCCACGCCUUCGGUGACCAGUACCGCGCCAAGGACCGCGUCAUCCCUGGCCCCGGCAAGCUGUCCAUGGUCUACACCCCGGCCGAUGGUGGUGCCCCCGAGGAAAUUGCCGUCUACGACUUUAAGAACGGCGGCGGUGUUGCCCAGACCCAGUACAACACCGACGAGAGCAUCGAGGGUUUCGCCCAUGCCUCGUUCAAGAUGGCCCUGGACAAGUCCCUACCCCUGUACAUGAGCACCAAGAACACCAUCCUUAAGAAGUACGAUGGCCGCUUCAAGGACAUCUUCCAGGAACUGUACGACACCCAGUACAAGAAGGACUUUGAGGCCAAGAACAUCUGGUACGAGCACCGCCUGAUCGACGAUAUGGUCGCUCAGAUGGUCAAGAGCAAGGGCGGCUACAUCAUGGCCCUGAAGAACUACGAUGGUGAUGUCCAGUCCGAUGUCGUUGCCCAGGGCUUCGGCUCUCUGGGUCUGAUGACUUCGGUUCUGAUCACCCCCGACGGCAAGACCUUCGAGUCCGAGGCCGCCCACGGCACCGUCACCCGCCACUACCGCGAGCACCAAAAGGGCCGCGAGACCUCCACCAAUCCCAUUGCCUCCAUCUUCGCCUGGACCCGCGGUCUGGCCCAGCGUGGCAAGCUUGACGACACCCCCGAGCUGGUCUCCUUCGCCGACGCCCUGGAGCGCGCCUGCAUUGACACCGUUGAUGUUGACGCCAUCAUGACCAAGGAUUUGGCCCUCGCCUGCGGCAAGACCGCCCGCGAGGACUACGUCACGACCACCGAGUACAUGAACGCCGUCGAGCGUCGUAUUCGCACCAGCCUGCAGGAGAAGCUAUAA
Messenger RNA from Sporothrix brasiliensis 5110, 1275 nucleotides. RefSeq names its product isocitrate dehydrogenase. The transcript is spliced from 3 exons. The record is from RefSeq and is a predicted model, not a curated record. The coding region runs from base 1 to 1275 and encodes 424 amino acids. NCBI's taxonomy places the organism in Eukaryota, Fungi, Ascomycota, Sordariomycetes, Ophiostomatales, Ophiostomataceae. Gene Ontology annotation, biological process: isocitrate metabolic process. Gene Ontology annotation, molecular function: NAD binding; isocitrate dehydrogenase (NADP+) activity; magnesium ion binding. Gene Ontology annotation, cellular component: mitochondrion.